CAAUUACAAAGCCCAUUUUUUUUUGGGCUUUUAUUUAAGCCCAAGUUGUUUUAUUAGUCGUCGUCUCUAUUUCAAGUCUUCCACAGUGGUAGCAGAGUUUUGGAAAAUGGCUUGGUGGCGCCUUCUUCUGACUCCCAAAACCUCAAAACCAUCCUCCACAGCCAAAACCCUAAACCCUAAUCAAACUCUCCUCUUCACCUCCCCAUUCUCCACCUCCUUCCUCAUCACCAAAACCCCGAAGAAAUUCAAGAAGCGCCGCAGAAACCAAGACAGCCCGCGAACCAAGCUGGUCCAGACCCAACCCAACCUCCUCCCCCACCUCGAACGCAUCGUCACUCGCGACGCCCACUUCCGAUUCCUCACCAAAUCCAAAGAAUACCUCUCGAAGCAGCCCCACCGCGUCCUCCGCCUCGACGACGCCGGCAAGCUCCACCGCGAGCUCGGCUUCCCCCGCGGCCGGAAAGUCUCCAAGUCCCUCCAGCGCCACCCCUUGAUCUUCGAAACGUACCGGCACGACGACAAUAAGCUGUGGAUUGGAUUCACGGAGUUGAUGGAAGGUUUGAUGGAAGAGGAGGUGGCGUUGAUGGAGGCGAUGGAAGGGGACAGAGUCAACAAGGUGAGGAAGUUACUGAUGAUGUCAGCGAAUAAGCGGAUUCCGUUGAGCAAGAUUUAUCACUGCAGGUUGUUGUUUGGGAUUCCUGAAGAUUUUCGGGACAGGGUGGCGAAGUAUCCUGAUUAUUUCAGGGUUGUGGUUGAGGGUGAUGGGAAGAGAGUGCUGGAAUUGGUGAAAUGGGAUCCUUUGUUAGCAGUUAGUAGUUUAGAGAGGGAGUUUGUGGUGAAUGAGGAUAAGGUUAAGAGGGCUUUUAGGUUUCCUGUGAAGCAUGGGAAAGAUUUAGGUUUGGAUGAUGAGGAUUCGAGGAAGUUGAACUUGUUGAAUUCGCUUCCUUUGGUUUCGCCUUAUUCAGAUGGGUCGAGAUUGGACCUGUGGACAUUGGAAGCUGAGAAGUAUAGGGUGGGAAUUUUGCAUGAGUUUUUGAGCUUGACAUUGGAGAAGAGGGCUUCUAUACACCACAUUGUGGAGUUCAAGGAGGAGUUUAGUUUGACUAAGCACACUUACCAGAUGCUGUUUAAGCAGCCCAGGACGUUUUAUCUUGCCGGGACUGAGAUGAACUGGGUUGUUUUCUUGAAAGAUGCAUAUGACCAGAAUGGGGUUUUGAUUGAGAAGGAUCCCCAAGUGGAUUUCAAUGAGAAGCUGUAUAAGUAUGCUGAAAUGCAGGAAAUGGAACCGGGUUAUGAUUCAUCUCAGCAACUGAUAAGAGGGAAUACACAAUGCGAGUGAUUGUCUCGAAUUCAAGGAACCUUGUUGGAGCUCCAAUUUUCAUGUUUUAUUUCUGGUGGAGUAGCACUCUGGAGGAACCUUAAAGGUACAAGAAAAUUGGUUGAUCAGAGGUACCCUUGAGUCCUUGACGUGACCGUAUCUUGUUUCUGUCUAUUGCAAGAUUUUAAGUCAUAAGAAAUGAGAAGUAUGUGGUGGGAACCAUCUUGCACAUAGAACGUGGCAAUGGUAGUUUUGGGGCACAUCUCUUUUCCAAACAGCUCCUAACUAUGUGCAUUGCAAACUAUGAGGUCUUAGGAAGCCAAGUUCAGCUAAAUUUUAGAAGGGAUCUUCCUGCGGUGAUCGGUUCUUUCACUUCAAAACAGUUGCCAUAUCUAUCUGUCUCUUUUGAUAUGUUGCAUUCUGCAAGAUGUGGCCUUGAUUGGGAGCAACGAGAUGAUGGUGUGUAAAAAAAACUGUACCUUAGAGCUUCAAGUUGCGGCAGGAGUUUUCAUGUCUUUCCGGUAAGUGGUGCAAGAAUGAACGAUGAUGAGAUGAUCAUAUAUGGAAGGAUCAACCCGGAAGCAUGAGCACCAGGGCUUACUGAUACUACUAAGGAACACAGAUUUACUAACAGAGCUUUUCGAUCUUCCUCCCACUUUCAAGUAAAUCCAUUUUCUUUUGUAGAUUUCAUGUACUUUAAUAAUACAAUGAAAUUUAGCUCCAAAGUGAUCUUUUAAGCUUGGAGCCUUGUAGAGUACCUUAAUGAACGUAGUAAUUUUAUAUGACCUCAUCAGGCUUAAGUUUUGGCUUAUA
Messenger RNA from Rosa chinensis, 2131 nucleotides. RefSeq names its product protein WHAT'S THIS FACTOR 1 homolog, chloroplastic. NCBI's taxonomy places the organism in Eukaryota, Viridiplantae, Streptophyta, Magnoliopsida, Rosales, Rosaceae. Gene Ontology annotation, molecular function: RNA binding. The transcript is spliced from 3 exons. The record is from RefSeq and is a predicted model, not a curated record. Bases 107 to 1339 code for a protein of 410 amino acids.